Aspergillus sclerotioniger CBS 115572 is the source of this 894-nucleotide messenger RNA. RefSeq lists its product as uncharacterized. Lineage: Eukaryota; Fungi; Ascomycota; Eurotiomycetes; Eurotiales; Aspergillaceae. The coding region runs from base 1 to 894 and encodes 297 amino acids. The record is from RefSeq and is a predicted model, not a curated record. The transcript is spliced from 2 exons.
AUGAGUUGGUUGAAAUGCCAUCCCCUGUCUUCCCUGGGCACUGCUUCAGAGGCCGAGUCGGAUAGUGAUGACAAAAUCAAUGAAUCUAGAGACUGCUCAGAUACCGAGUCCAUAUACAGCAACGAAAGAGCGUCUAAUGGUGGAUAUGGCACGGAUAAUACUCUUGCUGUUACUCGAGUAUUGGAACAGCAUGGUAUCCCUUGCUGUCUGGUUGGUAUAUCUGCCCUUGUUUUCUACGGCGCUGGCAGAGUUCAAACUGAUAUAAUAUACUAUCUCAUGUUGCAGGACUGGGAAAUUUGUGUUCCAACAGAGCUUGUGGACCAGGCAGCAGAGUUACUACAAUCAGAACCAUACACAACACAGUAUCGCCUAGUCAAACCAUGGCCCUAUUACAGUCCCUGCUCCCUUAUCCAUACAUACCACCGGUUUAAAAGCAGAGGGAUUAAUCAUUACUUCUUCAUUGUUCCUUCAAUUGACAUGCAUAUUGACUGUCACCCUUCCAACUUCACACGCAGCCCCAAAGGGUUACCGUAUCCCAAGCUGGAUGUCUUUAUUCAAAGCUGUUUAGACACCUGUGACAUAUUACAGCUUUGCGAUGUUAUUGACGGAAGCAAUGUUUCAGAAGAAUGGGGUGAGAAUAAUCUUAAUCUUAAGGGUACUAACGAUGUAGAAUGGGCCAAAGAAAAGAAUAAAAGAGGAAAAGAGUUUGGCGGCAAGUGGGCUGAUUCUGUAUUUGCCUGGGAAGGACCGAAAGAUAAACGGGAAAUGUGGCUGUCAUUAGUGCGUACCAAGGAAAACAGGUUGGACUGGACAAAACCUAAGGAUGUCUUUAUAACUCAAUAUCGUGUUAAAGGGUCGCCGGAUCCCUGGACAGAGCUAUCUGACAUGUCUUAA